GCGCCGGUCGCCGCCCUCGUCGCUCUGCUCGCCCGACCGUCGCAAGUUUCGGCCGCUUUCAUCAAUUUCGACAACUGCCUGGACCAGAAUAUUCGCAACUCGAACCCGCUGCACCUGCAGUUCAUUCCGCUCUUCGUCGAUGCGCGCUUCAACACGUCGGCAAAAAGUCACAAUCUCAAUCUGACCAUCUACGGCAAUGUCAGUGGCCAGGCCACCCAAGGCGACUACCCGCCGCCCGGCGAUCCGCUAUGGUCCAAUCCCAACGACACGUUUGGCAAGAUAGUCGACGUCUCGCCCUCGAACAACAGAUAUUCGACCCUCUUCCAGCGCUACCAAGUCCUCACCUUUGAUGCCUACGAGGCCGAACCCAGCCGCUUCUGCAAUUCCACCCUUAACGACUCGUGCCCGUUGAUUCCUUCCUUCUUCGCCAAUGCCUCCGAUCCCGACAGCCUCUCGGCCUUUAGUGUCAGCCACGACUUUUACAGCUCGUAUGCCUUCGCCACGUUCGCGACAACUAUCUCGGCCAAAUCUGGCGAUGCUGGAGCCCCCGACAUCGCCUGCAUCUCUGCCAACAUCACACCUGCCCUUGGCCAUACCCUGUCUGGCCUGUUGACCUAUCUCCCUGUCGCCAUCCUCAUACUCGUCGCCAUCGCCACCGCCGCCGCUGGCAUAUACUCUCCUUGGGGCUCUACGGAUCCAUUCAAAUGGACUACAAAUUAUGGCCGUGAUCAGGAUCUACUGCGUCUUGUGACACCUGGCUUCGGCGACUGCUUGCAAUACAUUCAAUUUAUCUUCUUGACGGGCGCCCUCAGCCUGAACUACCCCGGCUAUUAUGCACCCGUUACCAAGCAAGCGAGCUGGUCUGCUCUGCUUUUCAACUCGAGUUAUGUCUCGCAAGGAGACGGCACGCAAUCCCUCCAGGACGGCAUCUACAUCACAAACGGCACCUACGGUAUGACGCGUAUGAGCCAGCUGGUGGGUAUGACAGCAGUCCGCGACAUCUGGGCCUGUAUGGCUGUCUGGCUGCUAGUAGUCGCUGUUGCCGUUGUCGUACUCUGUCAGCUAGCCUUCCUUGUCCGUUGGUUGAUUCGACUCCUCUCCAACACACAAGAAGAAGACCUUCGCCAGAAAAACUGGCCCCUGAGCGGUGGUAUGGUCGUGCGCAUUCUCUUUAACUACUUCCUCUUACCUGUUGUUGCCAUCUCCAUGUUCCAGCUGAUAGUGGCUCCUCGUUCGCCUCCUUCUGUGGUCGCCAUGGCAGUCAUUCUACUACUGGCCAUCAUCGCGCUUGCCCUCUGGAUCCUCAAUCUCAUUUUCCGCACCAAGCCACGUGCCUAUCUCUUUGAUGACCUCCCUACAGUCUUACUCUACGGCCCGCUCUACAAUACGUACUCCGACGAAGCAGCCCCCUUCGCCCUCAUUCCCGCCAUUCUCACCUUCAUUCGAGGCAUUGCUAUCGGAGCGGUACAACCUUCAGGCAUUGCACAACUGGUCAUUAUGGCCAUUUGCGAGGUGAUCCUCAUACUAACACUCCAUGCUUUCCGUCCUUUCCAUUCGCCUACACAUAUGAAUGCCUAUCACACCUUCUUCGCCUCGGCUAGGCUUGCUACCGUCCUUCUAAUGGUAGCAUUUGUGCCAUCCUUGGGCGUCACCGAGGCGCCGAAGGGAUGGAUCGGCUAUGCCAUUCUCUUAAUUCAUGGCAUAGUCCUUAUCUUUGGAUUUUUCAUGAACGCCCUUCAAACCCUUCUAGAAGUCUUUGCCCGCAUGGCAGGUGCUGGAGGUGAUCCUCAGCACGGCGCUCAGAGAGGAGGCCUGAUAUCGUUCGGUUGGCGUCAGCUUCGCAAGCGGCAACCAGGUAGGCAAGCAAACAGACCUGGUAGCAUGAUGUCUGAUGCCGCUAUCCUAGCCAACGACUCGGACGCCAAAUCACUCAACCUGAUGGGAGGACGGUCGAGAAGCAUGUCUGCUAGCUCCCAAAUGAUGCUCAGCCAGCACUUGCCUGACAAUCGUGUUAGUGGCGGCUUCGAUCAGUUCGCUCAAUCUGAGUACGGAUAUACCCCAACAGCCGAAACUCCAACUACUCCAUACAGCGCUGUCCCACAGUCUAGUAGUUCUGUCGCAGGAGCUGUUAAUCCUGGCAAGCGCCCAGUUCUGGGCAUCAAGACUGAGCAACCUCUUUCCGAUCCAUACUAUCGGGCUCCUCGACCACGCAGGAAUACCAACGAUCCCUAUACACCAGGGGCCAGAAGCCGACACUCGACCAGUGGUGAUUGGAACAGACUACCGUAUCAAGAUUCGCCAGAACAUGCCAUCGGUGUUGACGACCUUGGCGAAGGCGGCUCGAUUGCACCUCCAUAUCUUCGAACUCAACACAGAGGUGCUUCGGAUCCGGAUCUAGCAGAUUUGACACCUCGGGAAAGAACCGACUAUGCUGUGCGAGAAGUUGACUUCUACUAUGGCGUCAGAGGUCCGGCCUUGUCAAACGCUCCUGCCAGAAAACUCAAGACAGGACCGGCUGAUCCUGUAGGUCCUGUUUCUUCUGCCACCACGUGGUUCCAGCGUCUAGUUGGGGGUAAACGAAAGGACAAGGGCAAGGGAUUUGAAGUAGUCCGCAGCUCUCGUGUACCUGCCAACAUGACGCGUGAGCCAUUGGAAGACGAAGAGGGGCAGGAAUUACAGACUUCACCACCCAUGAAUUAUCUGCCCUACAAAGAUUCUCCAGAC
Aureobasidium pullulans EXF-150 is the source of this 2724-nucleotide messenger RNA. RefSeq lists its product as uncharacterized. The record is from RefSeq and is a predicted model, not a curated record. The annotation marks the transcript as partial. The transcript has a single exon. Lineage: Eukaryota; Fungi; Ascomycota; Dothideomycetes; Dothideales; Saccotheciaceae. Gene Ontology annotation, biological process: transmembrane transport.